AUGAAAUGGAGAGAGAGGGAGAAAAGGCACAUUGGGAACCUCCAUGAAAAAGCGCAGGAUUAUGAGGCAAUGCUGAAGGAACUGGAAGGUCUCAUUCACGGCAAAUCUGCUGACCGAGUUAGGGAACUCCUGGAGAAGUAUGAUUCUAAAUCAGGUGAUUCCUCUAACGGAAGGUCACACAACGGGUUCCAAGGACAGGCUGAGUCGGAGCGAUCUAGUUCCCCGAGUGGAUCUCUGGAGGGGAUAGAUCAAGUCGAGGACGACCUCAAUUCAUCAGCGAAUUUGCGGGCUACUGGCUUCAUGGGCAAGAGCUCAGAUAUUACAUGGAUGCGUCGGCUUCGGGAAGAGACUGAGCAGCGCGGGAAAGGUCAACCGCCGGAGUCCAAGUUCGAAGACCAAAGUCGCAAUGACCGCAUCCCUCCACAUCUGACAAACUAUCAUAUUGAUGACCUAGGCAUUGAUGCACCUGGACCGGUGCAGAUGUACUGGGUGCCUCCUCGAGCCGUCGCAGAUAAUCUGUUCGAGAUCUAUCUGCAUUGGAUCCACCCGCAUUUCCCAAUCAUUGACCGUAGUCUGUUUGUUAUUCAAUACGGGGACUUUUACAACGAUGUCCUCUAUCCCGGUGAUAAAUGGAUGGCAAUAUUGAACAUGAUCUUCGCCAUUGCGACAAACUACUUAUGCAACAGUGAUGGUACGAGCCAGUUGACGCACAGCGAACACCUGUUCUUUCUCGCACGAGCUAGGAUGCUCAGUAUGGGCGGUGAUAGUAUAUUCCAACAUCCGGAUCUUCAACAAGUCCAAAUAGAAGGACUGAUUGCAUUUCACAUGCUAUCAACAAAUCAAAUCAACAGAGCGUGGAGAAUUUCUGCAUUGGCUGUUCGGUCCGCAAUAUCGCUUGGACUCAACAAGAAAAUCAAUGCAUCCAAUAUCAAUGCUCAUUCCCUAGAGAUACGUUGUCGUGUUUGGUGGUGUCUAUUCGCAGUCGAACACAGGCUAGGCUCGAUGACCGGACGGCCGGCAUCUAUCUCAAUUCAUAUGUAUUCCACUCAGCUACCCCUUCCUCUUGAAGAAGAGCAGUUCUCAGAGCCCUCAGCCAUGUCGAUCUUCAACAAUUCAGAAGCCAGAAACAUGCGUUUAGACAUGGCUAUGACCAGCCCGCAUCUGCGACAAUCCGACAGACAGCGCACUCAAGAUACCUUAGUUGGACGCUCAUGGCUUCAAAGCCUGCCAGUCACCCCCAGUCUCUUUUUCCUAUACCACUCUGAUCUGACCGUUGUGAACCAAGAGAUCCUCAACCGUGUUUACACCCCCGAGAAUGCUAUGGCGUCUUGGGAAGAUAUCAAGAGUCGAAUAAGACAACUGAAAGACGUGGUUGAGACAUGGUUCUCAACCCUCCCAUCGGGACUGAACUUUACUUCCAUGAAAAACGAAGAUGGCCAAACCUACUGGGCAAAGACGAACCUGGCGUUCCUCUAUCACAGCACGCGAAUCCUGCUGGGACGACCGGCCCUCUGUCGACGUACAACACACGGGAAAAGCUCUGAUUUGGAUGAGUUCAGCAACGACAUGUCGGUUAUUACCCUGGAGUCUGCCAUGCACAUGCUGGAUCUGUUGCCAGAUGAGCCAAACACUCUUCAUGCAUAUCGAUUUUGCCCAUGGUGGUGCCUUCUGCACUAUAUCAUGCAGACUGCGACAGUAAUCAUUUUGGAACUUUCAUUUGACUGUUUUCAUAUGCCAGGGCGAAGAAACGAUCUCCUCCAGUGUGCGGGGAAGUCCGUCCGGUGGCUUCAGACCUUGUCCGAGCAUUGUAUCGCGUCGCGCCGCGCAUGGCAGCUAUGUGAGACUGCACUUGGCCAGAUCUUGUCUAACACGGGUUCGGACGCCCAGGAUGUUCCGCCACCUGAUCAGCAGCGGCACGACAUCUCUGUUGAUCCCAGUACCUUUGUGUCGCCUGCUUAUCUCAAUACGACCAAUGUGCAGAAUCCGCCACAUGAAGCCCAGAUGGUGAACCAGCGCAGCAAUAGUUUGGAUAUCACGAAUUCUUUGGCAUCUGCAUCUCUAUCUGUGCCGGGUAUGCAGGGGAACUCUGUAGAUGAUGCAUAUUUCCCCCAGGAUCCAAUCAGUGGGGAUUUCAUCCGUUAUAUCUUCCCUGAAUUGAAUGUCGAAGACCGCCUGCCCAGUGGAGGCCAGUCUUCAUAA
This is a messenger RNA of Penicillium bovifimosum, 2199 nucleotides long. RefSeq names its product fungal specific transcription factor domain-containing protein. The transcript is spliced from 4 exons. The record is from RefSeq and is a predicted model, not a curated record. Gene Ontology annotation, molecular function: DNA binding; zinc ion binding. The coding region runs from base 1 to 2199 and encodes 732 amino acids. NCBI's taxonomy places the organism in Eukaryota, Fungi, Ascomycota, Eurotiomycetes, Eurotiales, Aspergillaceae. Gene Ontology annotation, biological process: DNA-templated transcription.